Messenger RNA from Priceomyces carsonii, 747 nucleotides. RefSeq lists its product as uncharacterized. The coding region runs from base 1 to 747 and encodes 248 amino acids. The transcript has a single exon. Gene Ontology annotation, cellular component: intracellular anatomical structure. The record is from RefSeq and is a predicted model, not a curated record. Gene Ontology annotation, molecular function: pyridoxal phosphate binding. NCBI's taxonomy places the organism in Eukaryota, Fungi, Ascomycota, Pichiomycetes, Serinales, Debaryomycetaceae.
AUGAAUUCGUUGAAUGCUACAGAAGAACGAAGGAAGGAACUUGUAGGCAAUUAUGAGAUAAUCGCAAAUCAAGUUCAACAACUAUCGUUGCCAAGAAAGAACACUGAAAUACGAUUAGUAGCGGUAUCUAAAUUAAAACCUUCUUCGGAUAUAAAGGCCUUAUAUGAUAUAGGUGUCAGGCACUUUGGAGAGAAUUAUGUUCAAGAGCUUAUUGAAAAAUCGCAAGAGUUGCCAAAGGAUAUAAAAUGGCAUUUCAUAGGAGGGCUUCAAUCAGGAAAGUGUAAGGAUCUAGCUAAAAAAAUAGAAAAUUUGUAUGCUGUGGAAACCUUAGACAGUCUAAAAAAAUGUCAGAAACUUGAUGCAGCAAGAUCCACAACCACUAGUCCCAAAAUAAAUGUUUAUUUGCAAAUAAACACUUCUGACGAAAGCCAGAAAUCUGGCUACAGUUUAGAAGACUUAGAUAAUCUAUAUGAAACUAUCGAUUAUUUGAUUUCUGACAAGUGUACGAAGCUUAAGUUCGAAGGAUUGAUGACAAUAGGAUCAUUUUCUGAAUCCUUGUCUGAAGAUGAUGAAAAUCGUGACUUUUCACGCUUGGUAGAUUUGAAGAAAAAGUGUGAUGAGAAAUAUCAUCUUGAUCUACAAUUAAGCAUGGGGAUGAGCAAUGACUUUAAACAAGCAAUUAUUCAAGGGAGUACAAACGUGAGAGUUGGUUCUUCAAUCUUCGGUGCGAGACCUUCAAAAAAUUGA